Fragaria vesca subsp. vesca is the source of this 725-nucleotide messenger RNA. RefSeq lists its product as uncharacterized. Bases 60 to 578 code for a protein of 172 amino acids. NCBI's taxonomy places the organism in Eukaryota, Viridiplantae, Streptophyta, Magnoliopsida, Rosales, Rosaceae. The transcript has a single exon. The record is from RefSeq and is a predicted model, not a curated record.
CUUUCCUCUCUACACUUUCAUAGUAAGCUCCUGCUUAUAUCUCAAGUCACAAGGUCUUAAUGGCAGGCAGGCAGCUUAUAGUCCUUGUGUCAUCCCUCCUCCUCACUGCACUCGCCUUCUUCCCUUCCACAACUGCAACCGAAUAUCAGAAAAAAAUCGAUGUGGUUGUGGAGGGCAUGGUGUACUGCCAGAGCUGUGACCACUAUGGAACAUGGUCCAUGACCGGAGCUAAACCAAUCCCUUCCGCUAAAGUGAGUGUCAUCUGCAAGAACCACAAGGACCAAGUCAGCUUCUACAAGGCUUUCCAAACAAAUGCUGAUGGCUACUUCUAUGCACCCCUUGAUGGCUUCAAAAUGAACCACAUGUUGGACCAUCCCCUCCAGGCUUGCCAUGUCAAACCUGUCUCUUCACCUCUCGAGGAUUGCAGGUUCCUCAGUAAUGUCAACUAUGGCCUCAAUGGAGCUCCGCUUCGUUAUGAAGACAAGAGAGUUAUGGGAAGCAAUUAUGAAGCUGUGGUGUAUUCUGCAGGGCCUUUGGCUUUUCGCCCUCAGCAUUGUGCUCCAAAAACUCACUACUAAUUUGUCACACCAGUCGGCUUUAAUCCCAGAUUAACUUGAUUUACUUAAUCAACGGCUUUGUUUCUUGAAUAAACCAGUUUGUAAUCUGCAACGAGAAAUGCUUGUUUCGUUUACUCAUAUCUUAAUAUUAUAAAUUUAAUUUCACAA